UUCACAACUGAAGCCAUACUCAAGCUAUACGAAGCUUGAUACUCUGGCAGUCUGUGGUCACAUUGGCAUCGAUGAUUCCAUUCAAUAAGAUUACAUGAAGGGACUUUUACAGAGGAAGUAACCCGGCAGAGCUGAGGCAUUCAACUUUCCCUGCCAAAAUGUUUUGUCCCACAUAUCGUAUAUGGCCUGUGCUUCUGCUGGGAGGGUUCGUGGUGACAGGGGUGCGACAUGUCAGUGGAAUAGAAAUUUACACUCCGACUGAGAUGGAAGCAGUCAACGGGACAGAUGUGAAACUGAAGUGCACCUUCAGCUCCACUGAAACAGUGUCGCUUAAGUCUGUCACAGUGUCCUGGAUCUUCCGUCCUAUAAAUUCAGGAUCGGAUGAGUCGGUAUUUUACUACCAGGAGACAACAUACCCUCCCCAGCAAGGGCGUUUUAAAGGCCAUGUGGUGUGGUCAGGAGAUAUUAUGAGACGGGACGUCUCCAUCACUCUGCAGGAGGUGUCUCCGACCUUUAAUGGUACCUACAUCUGCCAGGUGCGCAACCCUCCAGAUGUUCACGGCAGUAAUGGAGAGAUUGUCCUCAGAGUCGUCAACAAAGUUUCCCUCUCUGAGAUCAGCAUCCUGGCAGCAGCAGUUGGCAGCGCCUGUGGUGUGAUCCUGAUCCUCCUCUGUAUCUUCAUGGCAGUGAAGUUCUACAGGAGAAAGCACAUGGAUAACGAUAUUGAGCUGCACCCACAGGAACACAAGGGGAAGGACAAGAGCGUGUGGUGAGGGCCAGAGAGCCAGAGCUCCUCUGCUCCUCUUCUUCUUCGGACUAGUGUGGAGUUUGAUUGGCUGUUUGGGUCCACUCUGCUGGAAAAGACAAAUGAAAGUUGAGGGUGUGAAGGCAUCUUUUUCUUCUUCCAACUUCCAUGUUUGCUUCUCCAAUCUGAACCUCUCAGAUAUUACUGUAGUUCAUUUAUUUCAGAAUUAGAGAGAUGCUGUGCCUCCUUUCCCAUUUGUUGUAAUGUCAAAUCUUUAGGCAAUUUUGUAGUUUUUUUUAACCGAAAGUAGCCAGUGAUUGUAAUUACUAACUUAAUUUUUUUACAGUUUUUAAAAUGUGGAGGAAAAGAUGUAACUGUGGGGGGAUUUGUGCUGUUCUUAACUUGAUCAUUAACCUCAAUUCACUGCAGCAGUGCUGACUGCACCAAUCAGGCUGUUUUGAAUUUUCUCUAUUGAUUUGCUUUUUUAUCAUAUAACUACAGAAUGUAGUUUUAAAUUUAUUUUUGUCAAAAUGUAAAAUGUUUUAAAUUAUGUUUUAUAGAAUUAUGCUUUGAUUAAGUCAUCACAUGAAACGUACAAUAGAUUAUAUCACUAAAGAGUGCUUAAUACAGGACAGUGUUGUGGUGAAUUGAGUCACAUUCUGUCUAUUGCCUGCUACUGAGGGUUUAACUUUUAAAGUUGUAGAAGAUAAGAGCAGAUAAACCUUUUCUGAGCAAAACCUUCCCUCUUCUCAGUGAACAGCAGUUGCAAUAACAACUGCUGUUCACAGUAUGUGCCACUUAAAAUUAUUAGUGCAUACAGGUGAUGAAUUUCACAAAUCCAGAGAUCUUAAACCUGCUGACCCAUGAACUGAUUUUGAUGGAAAGCAGCACAUACACUCUCUGCGGUAUGCUGGCUGGGAUUGUUUCAAGCUGAGGAUUCUGGGUAUUGUAAAUUUUAAAGUGUCUAUCUCACUGUCUCAAUGUUAAUUUGGCAAUGGACACUUGCUAAGGUAAACCUGUGUGUGUGUGUGUGUGUGUGUGUGUGUGUGUGUUUAAGCAUUCAUGUAUGUUUGAUUGGAUUUGUUAUGUGGGGGUUGUGUCAAUACACCCGAAGAGGCAGAAUGUUGUGACAAAGAGGUGAUAGUUUAGAUGAUGAAGAGUCUGAACCCAGCAUAGAUGAUGGGGGAAAAAGGAAGGCGCUGAAGGUGAAGGUGACGUCAGCGAUUUUGAUAGGGAUGAAUAAAUAGAAACACUAACAUCAGCAUUUUUGCAAUUCAUUAACAUGAUUUUACGGUUCAGAUGACAUGUUAUUUAUUGUACUGUUCAGAGUUCAGUGCAUAAUGGCCACUAAAUUCCACAAAUACAUUACAGUAACUGUUAAACAAGUACAUUAUUUGCAUUGCACUCUUACAACAGUGUCAUACUUGUGAUGGUAAGUCUGAAAAAAACCUGCACAGCAGAUCCAGUAGUAUCGUCUCUUUUUAUUAAACACAUUUUUCCUUGUCAAAACCUGGCGCCCACAUUUCCAAUUCUGGUGUGUUAUUCUAGUGGGUGUUAAUGAGCAAGUAACAGGAAUAACCUCACUUCGUUGUAACUUCACCCGCCCACAUUUUUUCCAUUUUCAAACUUCAGCCUCAACCGACUCCAAAGAGACAUCACUUGAGGCAAUUCAUCACUUCACGCGGAUCCCUCUGAAGUCACAAAAACUUUAUUCACACAUGCAAUAGUACUCCCCAACACCUGUAAACAGACUCUGUUGUGUAAAUCGGUGGACUUCCCUUUAAAUUCUGCGUCUUAUGGAUGAGGACUGAUUGAUAUGGGUCUUGUGUGUUGUACUGUAAAUGGCUGCUUUGUGCUGGAAAUCUAUUGCCUUAGAUCAGUGUUGUAAAAAUGCAUUCAUUCUCAUGUUGACUAAAGCAACUAUAGAUUUUUAAAGAGAAGAGCCAGUUUAAUUUGUCUCAUUGUUACAAACACCCCAUACCAGUGCAGACGGUGUUUGUCCAAUAUUGCCAGAUUAAAUGUUUCUCCUUUUCUGUUUCAAAAAGCAUCAGUUUAGAGACAAAUAAUAUGUUUAAGUAACAAACAGCCUUUAACUGUGUCAUAAUGUGUCUUUGUAGAGGGGGUUGAAUGCUGCUGGAAAUGAAACAGGAGAAUGGGUGCUGUCAUUUUAUUUUUGCUGCCAGAAAGUCCACUGUGAGAUUUAUAAGUGAUAAUCAAAGCAAUGUGUUUUGAGUCCUGAAAUGUUGUCAUAUGUAUCUCUAUUUAGCAAACCUGGAAUAAAGAACUGUUUUUUAAAAUUAAA
Messenger RNA from Micropterus dolomieu (smallmouth bass), 3047 nucleotides. RefSeq names its product myelin protein zero-like 2b (gene mpzl2b). The transcript has 4 exons. Gene Ontology annotation, biological process: cell-cell adhesion. The record is from RefSeq and is a predicted model, not a curated record. NCBI's taxonomy places the organism in Eukaryota, Metazoa, Chordata, Actinopteri, Centrarchiformes, Centrarchidae. Gene Ontology annotation, cellular component: membrane. Bases 159 to 773 code for a protein of 204 amino acids.